AUGGUUGCUUUUCAAAAUGUAUUGGCCUUUAUCGGAGGCGCAACAAUUCCAAUUUGUGCAAUCAUUUUUCGCAAAUUCAAUCCUCCACAUACAGCUUACCAAGAAUGCCUUGAUCAUCUUAAGGAUUUAGAUCAGCGAGCGAAGGAAACAUGGCAACGUUCUGAGAUUCCAGAAGGGACCUGGAUAAAAUCAAAAACUCGUCUUACGCACAGCGCUUUGUGCAAUAUGCAUCACGGACUCGAAAGUAUGCCAUGGGAAGUCGAAAGUCACAACUGGCAUAUUAUGAUGGAUUCGGAGGCGAGCGUUAUUGUGCGAGAUUAUUAUGCUGGGAAUCCGCAAGAAAAACAUGGGUCGUCGAAAUGA
This is a messenger RNA of Botrytis deweyae, 363 nucleotides long. RefSeq lists its product as uncharacterized. The transcript is spliced from 2 exons. The record is from RefSeq and is a predicted model, not a curated record. Lineage: Eukaryota; Fungi; Ascomycota; Leotiomycetes; Helotiales; Sclerotiniaceae. Bases 1 to 363 code for a protein of 120 amino acids.